This is a messenger RNA of Cyclocybe aegerita, 4530 nucleotides long. Lineage: Eukaryota; Fungi; Basidiomycota; Agaricomycetes; Agaricales; Hemipholiotaceae. The record is from the annotation of a GenBank genome assembly.
AUGGACGGUUCCUCGUUCCCGAGAGGAGGUCGUGCACGCGGAGGUGCAUCAUACGACUCGGGAGGUCGAGCAAGACCGCACUCGCGAAGCAAGCACUGGUCAGCACCGGAUGGAGGGUCGCGAAGCCAUACACCCAACAACUCUGAUAGUGAGCGAUGGGAGAGAGGGGGGCAUCGUGGUGGAGGAAGGGGAAGAGGUGUUACACGAGGCGCACCUAAAUUCCACAAUGUCUCCCUUCGGUUGAAUCAACCAUCCCUGCCACAUUCACCUGCCGUUGUCAAUGAACCCACGGAAUCGAACGCCCAAGACGAAGACGUCGAUAAAAUCAUCGAUGAAGAAGACCAAGAGGUAGAGCAGGGCGGGGAAGUUGACGAGGACGGGGAAGAGGAUGAAGGGUUCCAGGAAAUUCACGAACCUGAACUCGAUUCGCCGGAGGAACGGGAGAAGUUCUACCAAGAGCUCGUCAAAGCUCGCGAAAUCGAACGAAAGAAGGCCAUUGCUGAAGGAAAGAUGGAUGACCCACUUGUACCCAAGCGGUUGGAGGAUGCAAUUUCCAUCGUCGGGACAUGUAUGGAUAUGUGCCCUCGGUUUGAGCGGUACAGACGAGAGCGCGAGAACAACCUCUUCGAAUGGGAAACAAUUCCCGGCACGAAAAGAAUUGACCACAGCCGCGCUGUGAAGAUGUAUGAGCGCGCCGCUGGCGACAAAACCCUGCCUUCCGAUCUACGACCGCCGCGAGUUCUCAAACGAACACUCGAUUACCUCUUCCAUGAUCUUCUGCCACGAGGAGGUUUCUCUGCCACCUUCAAUUUUAUCCGAGAUCGUUCUCGAGCAGUUCGCAACGACUUCACGAUGCAACAUAUCACCGGACCUCUUGCAAUUGAAUGCCACGACCGCUGUGCUCGCUUCCACAUUCUCGCUCUCCACUUUGAGCGAGAUCGACCAGGGUUUUCAAUCCCGCUGGAGGAGCAACAACUCAUGAACACUCUGCAAAGCCUGAAGGAAUUCUAUGAGGAUCAACGUGGCCGAUACGAAUCCCCUACCGAACUCGAAAUGCGCGUCUACCAUAGGCUCAUUCAUAUCCGAGAUCAGAAGGAGCGCCAUGACGAUAUCCCUGAACAUAUACUCUCCCAUCCCGUCUUCAAAUUGGUCACCGAGUUCCGUUUACAUGUUCAAAGUCACAGUGCGCCCAUUACUAAGACUUCAAAACUUGUCGUAGCUGCCGAAGGCAUGCAAAUUUUCGGGCAGCUAGCUGCUGUGCUGAACGAGCAGGGUAGCACCGUAAUGGUUUACCUGGUCGCCUGCAUCCUGGAGCGAUUGUUCGGCAAAGACACCAUCGACGAUAUUGAAGGCAUCAAAGGUGACCUCAGCCUCCCAGAGAUCAUUGACGGAGUGUCGACUUCCUCAGUCCAAGAGGGCGACGAAGCACCAGCCUCCAACGAUUAUGAUGGAGUUGCCGAGGAUCCAAUGGAGGACGGAGACGGAUAUGAUGCGGAAGAGUACGAAGAAGAGGGGGAUGUGGAUGAAUUCCUUGCUGAUCCUGAGCCAGCUGCUCCAAUUCCCCGCAAACCAAGUUCCACUGAGUGGCUUUCCAAUAAUUUCACUCCCUCUGCCUCUUCCGCCGCGCCAACUACAGCUCCCCCUCCCGUCGCUCAAAGUGCAUUUGCAGGCUUGGUCUCGCAGCCAAACGUCUUUGGCGGUACGAGCAAUGUCUUUGGAGGCGGGACUUUUUCGACGACAACUUCUGCACCUGCGCCUUCGCCGUUCGGGAAUACUUCCUCGCAACCUCAAUCUGUGUUUGGCACCUUUGACCUACCUUCGGCAACGCCAUCUUCAUCCACCACAGCUCCUCCUGCUCCUCCACCUUUCAGUGGCUCUGAUAUGUUCACAAAGAAACCAGAUUCAUGGGCGUUCUCUCAAGCUGCAUCUUCAAACCCUUUUGCCGCAAGACACGUUGAUGCACCUCGACCCCUUUCGACACAUGCCGCGCCGCAGUCACAAGGAUCUACGAAUAUUUUCGGUGUGCCAUUCUCCAAUGGCACCACAGACAACUCUUCCGCGGCUCCUCCACCACCAGCACGGAAGUCGUCAUUGAAUGCUAAGGCAGCUCUAUUUACGCCCCCUCAACCAUCAAUUUCCAAUAUCUUCUCUCAGCCCUCUUCAUUUCCUCCUGUCAGUGGUUCAAGUACUACGACAACCAGUCUACCACCUUCAUUACCUGCUUUCACGUCUACUCUACCCACCACAUCGACUGAUCCUACUCUUUUCUCGACCGCCAGUUCGUCGACACAAACAUCGUCGCCUUUCUUUAAACCAUCUCCACCUGGCUCGACUUCAACGACACCUCCACUUAAUCGGCCCGUCGCACCACCUCUCCUGAAGAUCGAUACCAACACUUCCGUCGACUCUGCUUCCACAUUAUCAGCAGUACCUUCUCCUAGAGUACCUCCACCUCUGACAAGGAAGGUCCCUAUCUCUCUACCUUCGACCCCGACAACUAUCACCCAACCCCCGAACCCUCUCCUAGGGCAUCUCAGAAGUGCUCUGGAACCGUCACGUUCAUCGCCUUCUUUCAGCAACCAGGAAAUCCUCAGCCCUCUUGUCUUUGGCACCCCAACAAGCACAGAAGCGAAACCUUUCCACAACUUUACACCACUAUCCACGCCUCAGCACUCGAGGAUAUUUGGGCCAACCUCUCCUUCGCCUAGCAAGAAUGGAAAAGGCAAGGCCCCCGACUGGUCGAUGUACGACGACCUGGAAGAGGUCGAGGAAAUGAAGAAGAAGGCGCUGGUGUUCGCACAGGGCAGCCUAGUUGUGAAGGAAUGCUUUGGGCGGUGGUUGAAGCGCGCUGUCGAUAGAGCUGCCUGGCAUGAAGCUUGUAGGGCGAGCGAUGACUAUCGACACAAGCUCCAGAAAUCCCAGUCACAAGCAUCGACGCGGCAUUCAACGCCUCUUCGAACGUCAAGGAACGGCGGUAUGCUGGAGAAGAGAAGACGAAUAUCAACGAACGGCGCUGUUUCAGCUGAUGGUGAGGUCGAUAUGUCUCCGCAUAGGAAACGUGCAAGGAAACGUAUCAUCGCCGAAUACCAAUCGCCGAGGAGGGAUGAAGAGCUCGCGAAGAGAUUCAAAGAGAACCACGAAGAGCACGAACUUCGGUGGGCGCAAGGCUCCUUCCUGCAGGUCAUCCGCAAACAUAUCAAGACCGUGAACCCGUCCACACUAAAGCUGCCUUGGGACAUCUGGUUAUCCCUCAACCCGGAGAGCGACGCCACGGCGAUAUGGCUGGAGAAGAAGUUCGACAUGCCAAACUCGGGGACAUGGGUCUCGGAAUCGUUCUUUGCGAUUCCGCUCUCGUCUGCACGGGCGCCUGAUCAGAGAGGAUAUCCUGGGGUAGCGGUGUUUGAGUGCACGCCGCUGGGAGAUGUUGGUGAUGAUUUGGAAAAAAAAUACCGUGUAUUGGACGAUUGUUCUCGUUUAAGAGAACUCAUCAAGACUCUCCCUUCUGACCGCCAUUUCAUUCCUUCUCUCAUUAUCAUCUGCUGGGCGGAAGAAGAUCAAGCCUCGCCGGCGUCGGACUUCUUUGAUAUGGCAAAUCGCCUCGUCUCUGAGUCUGUCCUCCAAAGUUGCCAAGCGUUCACCAUGACCUCAGCCACGAAGGACCUAGACAGCAAGCUCAAUGGCGUCCUGAGCUCCAUGAACCUUGACACGGAAGGCAAACUUGUUCAAUCGUUGUCGUCCAACGGCGUAUUCAAGCUUUUCGAGUCCUCUUUCCGGACAUUCGUCACUGAGUGGAUGGAGAACUGUGCGGUCAGCGGUCACAUCAACUGGAACCUCUAUGGUCAAGUCGUACAGGCUUCCAUCUCGAUUUUGAAUACUCUUUCUCAAUCGGUGCAUUCGUUGUUGGAUGUGGGCCCGUUUCAGGACCCAUUACCAACCUUCGAUUACACCCAGCUCGAUGACAGCGAAUCAACAUAUGAUGAUGUAAACGACUGGCUGUCGAGUCUCAGCUCCCGAGACGAUGCGAGGAUGAUCGCCAUGGACAUUCAGUCUCAUCGGAACAUUGGUCAGGAAUUUCCUGUGCGAAUCUUCCUUGACCAUCUGUUCGAAAUCACCCAAAUUCGCUUUGAGCGCCUUCACCCGUCUGCUAUCUCCUCGGAGAGGCCCGUACUUAUCACCAAGGUCAACUCGACGCUGGAGGAAUUCAAGGAGGCAAUGAGGCCACAUCAGAUGAGGUUGUUGCAGGCGUACAACUUUAUUGUUCGUCGGUCACCGAAACGACGAAGCUAUUCGGUCGCAACGAGCGAACAAGGCAGUCCCGAGGCGAAACGCCCUCGUCUCUCGGCAUCUAUGUCCUCGACGACGAAUGAGGAGCGUAGCCCUCCGUCAACGCCGUACAUGAAUGGUGGACUGCAAUCCCCGUCUCCAACUAAUAGCACAGUCUCGCUGGCUCCAACGGAGACUCCGACCGUCACUGUUGCGAUGUUGCGAGCCCUGACAAGAGAUCUAAAGAAGAAAUAUGUUGGGUCAUAG